Zeugodacus cucurbitae (melon fly) is the source of this 2934-nucleotide messenger RNA. It is a transcript of the gene Sardh, whose product is annotated as sarcosine dehydrogenase, mitochondrial. Gene Ontology annotation, cellular component: mitochondrial matrix; mitochondrion; cytoplasm. The coding region runs from base 108 to 2813 and encodes 901 amino acids. The record is from RefSeq and is a predicted model, not a curated record. The transcript is spliced from 4 exons. Gene Ontology annotation, molecular function: sarcosine dehydrogenase activity; protein binding. Lineage: Eukaryota; Metazoa; Arthropoda; Insecta; Diptera; Tephritidae.
AACUUUUGACAUCACAGCAAUCGGGCUUUUGGUAUAAAAUUCUGAUUUAAGCUCGAAUUUAGAAUGAAAUUGAAAUUAUUUGUGUUCAGUCGUGAUACAAAACUUCAAUGUGGAAGAUUAGCAGAAAAACCUUAUUGCAAGGCAAGACGAGCCUCACGUCAAAGACAACAGCAGCACCAGCAUCAGCAGCACUAUGCCGCCAUAGCAGUGUCAAGGCAGAGAGUGCGGUGCCACCGCAAAUACCCUCAACGGCAGAUGUGGUUAUCAUUGGUGGCGGUUCGGCAGGAUGUCAUACGUUGUAUCACUUGGCUAAGCGCGGGGUGAAAGCGGUGCUGUUGGAGCGUGCUAAACUAACAGCCGGCACCACCUGGCAUACGGCGGGCUUAAUAUGGCGUUUACGACCCAACGAUGUGGACAUACAAUUGCUGAACAACUCACGACAUAUGCUGAGACAGUUGGAAGAGGAUACCGGAUGCGAUCCGGGUUGGAUACAGAAUGGCGGCAUAUUCAUAGCACAUACAGAAAAACGUUUGGACGAAUAUAGACGUCUCGCCACUGUCGGUGAUGCUUUAGGCAUUGAAAAUCAUAUACUCGGACCAGAAGAGACACAAAAGCUAUUUCCACUACUUGAUCCGAAAUCAUUCAUUGGCGCGCUCUACUCACCAGGCGAUGGAGUUAUUGAUCCGGCCAUGUUGUGCACUGCCUUGACACGUGGCGCAGUUAAGAAUGGAGCCAGAGUUAUUGAGAAUUGUGAUGUCACCAAUCUGGUAGUCGAGGACACCUCGAAGGGCAAACAACUGAUCGGUGUGGCCACACCAUAUGGCAAUAUAAAAACAAAGACCGUAGUGAAUGCAACAGGCGUUUGGGGACGUGAUUUGGUGCAGAAGCAUGGCUCGUAUUUGCCACUUAUACCCAUGAAGCACUCGUACAUUAUUUCGGAGACCAUACCCGGCGUUCGCGGUAUACCGAAUAUACGUGAUCACGACUACUCCACUUACUUUCGAAUACAAGGCGAUGCAAUUUGUAUGGGUGGUUAUGAACCGAACCCUGUUAUAUUGGAACCGGUGGCGAAAGAUUUUCACUUCGGUCUCUACGACUUGGAUUGGUCCGUAUUUGAUGUGCAUCUGAAUGGUGCCAUUAAAUUGUGUCCUUCAUACGGGAAUUACGGCGUGAAGAGUACAAUAUGUGGUCCAGAAUCAUUUACGCCCGAUCACAAGCCACUCAUGGGUCCCGAUACAGUUAUAAAUGGUUUGUAUCAUAAUUGUGGUUUCAAUUCGGCUGGCAUGAUGUUUGGUGGUGGUUGCGGUGAACAAACAGCACUUUGGAUAAUUAACGGUAAACCCGAUUUGUCAAUGUUUAGCUUCGAUUUGCGUCGUUUUACGGUCGCACAGAAUCGUGGUACACAAUGGAUACGCGAACGUUCGCAUGAGAGUUAUGCUAAAAAUUAUAGUAUGGUCUUUAAAUAUGAUCAGCCACUUUCCGGACGUAAUUUCCAAAAAGAUCCGCUGCAUAAGGAUAUGUUGGCGCAAAAUGCCUUCAUGGAAGAGAAGCAAGGUUGGGAGCGACCCGGCUUUUUUAUGAAACAAAAAGCGGAGGUGCUCCCUUACGAUUGGUAUGGUAGUUAUGGCCACACGAGGCAUGCCGAACGUGCUUACGAAGACGUGCUUGAGGGUGAUUUAAAGUACUCGGAGUUUUCGGAUCAUCAUAAAUUGAUAGGCGAAGAGGCACUGGCUUGCCGAAACGCCGCCGCCAUCUUUAAUAUGAGCUAUUUUUGCAAAUUGGUUAUGUCUGGGCCGGAUGCACAAAAGGCCGCUGACUGGAUCUUUAGCGCGAAUACUAAUCGUGAUGCUAAUAAAACCGUUUACACCUGCGUGCUCAACAACAGUGGCGGUGUGGAAGCUGAUGUUACCGUAUCACGUCUCAGUUCUGGCACUGGCGCAGUGCAUGAUCCGAAAUUUACCGGUCAAGGAUAUUACAUUGUGGCUGGUGGUGCCUCCGCUUAUUACACCUACUCUACGCUACUCGCUGAGAUACGCGAAAAGGGCUUCAAUGUCACAUUACGUGACGUAACCAGUGAUUUGGGUGUUAUAUCCAUACAGGGUCCACGUAGUCGCGAUAUACUUCAACGCAUAAUUGACUGUGAUCUCUCGAAUGAGAGCAUACCACCGAAUGGCACACAAGUGACAAGUGUGAAAUGUCCAACAAGUAAGGACGCACAAGUGGGUGUGCGCGUUUUGCGUGUGAGUUUCGUGGGUGAGCUUGGCUAUGAGCUGCAUGUGCCCAAAGAACAUUGUUCUGCUGUCUAUCAAUCACUCUUGGCUGUGGGUAAGCCCGAUGGCGUACGUAAUGCUGGCUAUCGUGCACUCUACUCGUUGAGCAGCGAGAAGGGCUAUCAUUUGUGGAGUUUCGAUUUAAGACCCGACGAUACACCCAUUGAAGCGGGCCUUUCGUUUACGUGCCGCAAAAAUGGUGACUACAAAGGCAAAGCGGCCAUUGAGCGACAACGUAAGGAGGGUAUUAGACGCCGUUUAGUUUAUUUAACGUUGAACGAACAAGUACCCAUUUGGGGUUUGGAAGGUGUGUAUCGUAAUGGUGAAGCGGUCGGCUUUCUCCGACGUGCGGAAUAUGGUUAUGCUUUGGAAAAAUCAAUUGGUCAGGCGUAUAUCAGUCGCAAGGAUGGCGAAAUCAUAGAUAAUGAUUACGUAACACAGGGCACGUAUGAGGUGGAUAUUUUGGGGAAACGAUAUAAGGCUGAGUGUCAUUUGAGAAGUCCCUUCGAUCCAGAAAGUAAUCGCGUAUUGGGCAUUUAUUAAAUGUGUACGAAGUACUUAGUACUUUGAUUUUUAAGAAAAAAGUGGAUAAAUUGUAAUUUAUGAAUGUUGGUUAUGUCGAAAUGAGAGUUGAAGAAAUUUUAUUAAAUAUUUUUUAUAUUAA